AAUAGUUGGUGAUGGUUCUUCUUCAAACAAGUUUCCCUUGUUUUUUUUCCCUUUCCCAAUACAGCAAUUCCUGAGAGAAGUUUCUACUCUGCAUGUGAAAUGGAAAAAAUGAAGGAACUUGAAGUUCGUCAACUGCACGCCUUCUUGACUUGACCAAGGAAUCAAAUGAAAUUCAGGCAAGUGUAGCAACAGUACUAAUAUGGUAAGUCUCAUCUGAGAACAAACCAAACCAAGGAAUCAAAUUCUUGCUUGGAUAAAUGAAAUGAUUCCUGUCGAAACCAAACAAAUUCAGCAUAGCCAUAACCGGGCCUUAAAGCAAGGAACGCUUCGCUUCUCCUCCCCGCUUUCCCCCGCGUUCGUCUCCUUUGGAACCAGCGGAUCGGAGGGACAAACCUUGCUGGUUUGCAGCAAGGUCUUCUCUUCUCCUCUCCUCUCCUCUCCUCUCCUCACAUAAAUUCAGGUACACUGCUUCUUGUUGCUGCUGUUGUGACCGGCGACAGCGUCCAUGGCGGCGGCCUUCCUGCUCGGCUUCCUCCUCGGCCUCCUCGCCCUGGCGGUCGCACAAGGGGCAGCGCUCCUCUGGGCCAUCCGCCGCCGAAAGGGGGCGCCACCUGAUGGCACCGCACAACUCCCCGUCGACCCGCUGCUACCUUGCGACAAGCAGGGUUAUCUGUGGAUGCUAGUGCAAGAAAAGAUACCAAAAGUUAGCAGCGGUCGAUUUCCAGCUGGAGGUAACCAAGAAAUCAAAGAGAAGAAGAAUAUUGUGGAGGUUCUCCCUGUAAAAAUGUUGGCCAAACUUGAAGGGCACUCACUUAGCUUGUCUGGACCUGAUGGUUCUCACAUAACCAUAGAGCUUCUCCAUUGCACAGUUGUUGCUGUUUCUGCAUCAAAUCUUCCCUCACGUAAAUGGGCCAAGAGGUAUCCGAUAAAACUGGAAAGCAAGGAAUCUGAGAUUUGCAAAGGGAGCAAGGUAUGCUAUGUUUAUGCAGACACCUCUUGGGAGAAGGAAUCGUGGUGCAAAUCACUUCGUCUUGCAUCUACUGCAGACAAAGAAAAAUUGAAAUUGCAUACCAUGUUGACUGAAGAGUUCCGGAGUUACAUAUCCUCUUUGAAUGCUGGAUACCCUUGUUUUCUGAAACCCUCAGUGUUCUCGGGUGAGGAACAUGUGGUUAUGGACGAGACAGUAAAGACUGAUGGAUCUUCAAAAGUCCGCCUUUUCCUAAAAAAGUUUGCGAAGAAGGCAUCUAUAAAUGCUUCCCAAGAGAGUAAAGCAAGACUAGUGCUGUCAAAACAAGAUAUAAAACAACCCAGUACCCCUAGCUCUCCUUUGGGUUACAACAGCCAACUUUCUGAUUCCCCCAAUGCAAAUGUAGAUGAAAAGCUUGUUGAUGAAGGUACACUUUGUUGGAACCUCCUAUUCUCUCGGCUGUUUUUCGAUGCUAAGAUGAAUGAUGAGAUAAGAAAGGCAAUCAAAGCACGCAUUCAGCGAACAUUGUCAAACAUAAGAACUCCAUCUUACAUUGGUGAAAUCACACUUAGCGACCUCAAUCUUGGAAAACUUCCACCGUAUGUGCGCAGAAUGAGAGUCAUCCCACUGGAUUUGAAUGAAUUGUGGGCUUUCGAAGUUGAUUUUGAAUAUUCUAGUGGAAUACUACUGCAUAUUGAAACAAGACUUGAGGUUCAGGAGCCAGAGUUGCAAAAGGACAUAAUGAAGACUACUCUGAAAGAUGAUUCUAAUGGGGAUGUGAAUUCUGAUUUCCUUGAUAGUAUUGAGCAUUAUGGUAACCAAUUCAGGUCUUCACAAGCUUUGGCUUCUGCAAUGGAGGAUAAUGAUGAAGCAGAUGCAUUAAGGAAGUCAAAUAGCACUGGAUGGGCAUCAACAUAUAUGUCAAGGUGGAAAAAUAUCUUGCAUUCAAUAGCUGACCACGUCUCGCAGGUGCCACUUUCAUUGACAAUUAAAGUUUCAUCUAUUCGUGGGACAAUGCGCAUACAUAUAAAGCCUCCUCCCACAGAUCAAAUUUGGUACGGAUUUACAUCAAUGCCGGAGCUAGAGUGGGAGUUGGAAUCUUCAGUUGGGGAUAGGAAGAUCACUAACAGCCACAUUGCCUCACUUAUCAGCAACAGAAUCAAGGCUUCGCUUCAUCAGAGCUUGGUGCUGCCAAACUGUGAAAGUAUUCCCAUGUCGUGGAUGGUAUCAGAAAAGGAUGACUGGGUGCCUUGCAAAGUUGCACCUUUUAUAUGGCUGAACCGUGAACCCAUUGAGAGUGCAAGUUACACUGCAGACACGACUACGCCCCAGUCCGAGACUGCUGUGUGGAAGGCCAUUAUUGCAAACAACACAGCCAACAAAUCGAGUCCACCUGCUUCUUCAACAAAAAGCGAUGAAUCGCCCAAGAACACAAUAUCUGUUCAUGGGCCAAACCAAGAAGCUGCUGCGGAAGCAUCAACUACAGAAUCUUUACUGGUUUCAGCAAGUGGAGUUCCCUUUCAGUCUGACGACGCAAACGAUCAGUUGCAGAUGCCACUGUUGAGCAGCAGAGAGUUUCAGGAGGACGCUUCUAGAGAAACAGGUGCGGGCUCUUCGCUUGAGAGAGCAUUGGUGACUGCAGGGGAGCAGUCAUCGCCCUCUGCUUCUUCUGGACCUGGUGAGGAUGCGAAGAGGCGCGGUAGGCGAGCUCGAGUGAUGGAUUUGGGGAGGAGAAUGGGGGACAAGCUGGAAGAGAAGGGCAAGCACAUUGUCGAAAAGAUGCGGGAGAAUGCGAGGAGCAACAGCCUGCGGGACUAGGAGCGAGCCACUCCUGCUCCUGCUCCUGCUCAUGUUCCUAGACAAGUUAGGAUGUAGUAGUUACUGUUAAGGGAUCAUUGCACUGGCUGGAAAAUUCAGUGUACAGUUUUCACAUCUCAUCUCCCCACUGAAUGAAUAUAACAAACAUGUCAUUUGUUCA
Phragmites australis (common reed) is the source of this 2945-nucleotide messenger RNA. RefSeq lists its product as uncharacterized. NCBI's taxonomy places the organism in Eukaryota, Viridiplantae, Streptophyta, Magnoliopsida, Poales, Poaceae. Gene Ontology annotation, cellular component: endoplasmic reticulum. The record is from RefSeq and is a predicted model, not a curated record. Gene Ontology annotation, molecular function: lipid binding. The transcript has 7 exons. Bases 506 to 2785 code for a protein of 759 amino acids.